GCAUCAUCGCGUCUCGCUGGAGAAGGUGAAGUGUCUCGUUUUACCGGCGCACGCCGAGAAAAACAGCCCUUUUUCACCUUUUAUCUGGACGGAGUGACACUUUAUCGAGCGAUAACGGCUGACGGACGACGUUUUCUUCUCAACGUGAGGCGAGAAAACGGGGUUUCUUCCUUCAAUAAGUCGAGCUUUUGUGGUUUAAUCGAGUCCAAACCCGGUGACAGCGAAAAUGGGGUAUGGACGGUCGGACAGCUACCGUGUGGCCACCACACAGGACAAAGAUGAGAAGGAGUCGCCCAAGAAGAAGGGAGGCAAGGAUCUGGAUGACUUGAAGAAGGAGGUUCCUAUAACGGAACACAAAAUGUCUGUUGAGGAAGUUUGCAGGAAAUACAACACUGAUAUCGUGCAGGGUUUGACUAACGCCAAAGCAGCAGAGUACCUGGCCAGGGACGGCCCCAACGCCCUGACUCCCCCUCCCACCACCCCCGAGUGGGUCAAGUUCUGCCGUCAGCUGUUCGGUGGCUUCUCUAUCCUGCUGUGGAUCGGCGCCAUCCUCUGUUUCCUGGCCUACGCCAUACAGGCUGCAACCGAGGAUGAGCCUGCUGGGGACAACUUGUACCUGGGAAUCGUGCUGUCAGCCGUCGUCAUCAUCACCGGCUGCUUCUCCUAUUUCCAGGAAGCUAAAAGCUCUAAGAUCAUGGAAUCCUUCAAGAACAUGGUCCCUCAGCAAGCUUUGGUGAUCCGAGAGGGAGAGAAGAUGCAGAUCAACGCCGAGCAGGUGGUGGCAGGAGACCUGGUGGAGGUGAAGGGAGGAGACAGGAUCCCUGCUGACCUCCGCAUCAUCUCCUCCCAUGGCUGCAAGGUGGACAACUCCUCCCUGACUGGGGAGUCGGAGCCCCAGACCAGGUCACCUGACUGCACCCAUGACAACCCUCUGGAAACCCGCAACAUCGCCUUCUUCUCCACAAACUGUGUUGAGGGAACUGCCCGUGGUAUGGUGGUGUGUACCGGUGAUCGUACAGUGAUGGGCCGCAUUGCCACACUCACCUCAGGCCUGGAGACUGGAAAGACUCCCAUUGCCAAGGAGAUCGAGCACUUCAUCCAGAUCAUCACAGGCGUGGCCGUCUUCCUCGGUGUGUCCUUCUUCGUCCUCUCCAUCGUUCUCGGUUACACCUGGCUGGAAGCUGUCAUCUUCCUCAUUGGUAUCAUUGUGGCUAAUGUUCCCGAGGGACUGCUGGCCACAGUCACUGUGUGUCUGACACUCACCGCCAAGCGAAUGGCUCGUAAAAACUGCCUGGUGAAGAACUUGGAGGCUGUGGAAACUCUGGGCUCCACCUCCACCAUCUGCUCUGACAAGACGGGCACCCUGACGCAGAACAGGAUGACCGUGGCCCACAUGUGGUUCGACAACCAGAUCCAUGAGGCUGACACCACUGAAGACCAGUCUGGUACUUCCUUUGACAAGAGCUCGCCUACGUGGGUGUCGUUGGCCCGCAUUGCUGCGCUGUGCAACCGCGCCGUGUUCAAGGCCGGCCAGGACUCUCUGCCCAUCCUGAAGCGUGACGUAGCCGGUGACGCCUCGGAGUCAGCUCUGCUCAAGUGCAUUGAGCUGUCCUGCGGCGCAGUCAAGGCCAUGAGGGACAAGAACAAGAAGGUGGCCGAGAUCCCGUUCAACUCCACCAACAAGUAUCAGCUUUCAAUUCAUGAAGCUGAGGAAGAAGAUGACAAGCAGUACCUGCUGGUGAUGAAGGGGGCUCCGGAGAGGAUCUUGGACCGCUGCUCCACCAUCAUGGUGCAGGGCAAAGAGCAGCCCAUGGAUGAGGAAAUGAAGGAGGCUUUCCAGAACGCCUACCUGGAACUGGGAGGACUGGGAGAGAGGGUUCUGGGCUUCUGCCAUGUGUUCAUGCCGGAGGACAAAUAUCCGAAGGGUUUUGCCUUUGACACGGAUGACGUCAACUUCCAGACAGACAAUCUCUGUUUUGUUGGCCUCAUGUCGAUGAUUGAUCCUCCUCGUGCGGCUGUGCCUGACGCUGUGGGUAAAUGUCGCUCUGCUGGCAUCAAGGUCAUCAUGGUGACAGGUGACCAUCCAAUCACAGCCAAGGCUAUCGCCAAAGGUGUGGGUAUCAUCUCUGAGGGCAAUGAGACAGUGGAAGACAUUGCUGCUCGCCUGAACAUCCCCGUCAGCCAGGUCAACCCCAGGGAUGCCAAGGCUUGUGUGAUCCAUGGCACAGAUCUGAAAGACCUGGACCAGGACCAGAUGGAUGAUAUUCUGAGGAACCACACAGAGAUCGUCUUCGCAAGAACCUCCCCGCAGCAGAAGCUCAUCAUCGUAGAAGGCUGCCAGAGACAGGGCGCCAUCGUUGCUGUGACAGGUGACGGUGUGAACGACUCUCCUGCCCUGAAGAAGGCUGACAUCGGCGUUGCCAUGGGAAUCUCUGGCUCAGACGUAUCCAAGCAGGCUGCAGACAUGAUCCUCCUGGAUGACAACUUCGCCUCCAUCGUCACUGGAGUAGAAGAAGGGCGUCUGAUCUUUGACAACUUAAAGAAGUCCAUCGCUUACACUCUGACCAGCAACAUCCCAGAGAUCACACCCUUCCUGUUUUUCAUCUUGGUCAACAUCCCACUGCCGCUGGGAACCAUCACUAUCCUCUGCAUCGACCUGGGAACCGACAUGGUUCCCGCCAUCUCUCUGGCUUAUGAAGCAGCAGAAAGCGACAUCAUGAAGCGGCAGCCCAGGAACCCGCUGAGGGACAAGCUGGUCAACGAGAGACUCAUCAGCAUCGCUUACGGACAGAUCGGCAUGAUCCAAGCUCUGGGCGGCUUCUUCGCCUACUUCGUCAUCAUGGCUGAAAAUGGCUUCCUGCCGUCGCAGCUCGUUGGCAUCCGGCUGAACUGGGACGACCGUUCCAACAACGACCUGGAGGACAGCUACGGCCAGCAAUGGACCUACGAGCAACGCAAGAUCGUGGAGUUCACCUGCCACACGGCCUUCUUCGUCAGCAUCGUGGUGGUGCAGUGGGCCGACGUCAUCAUCUGCAAGACCAGACGUAACUCUGUAUUCCAGCAGGGCAUGAAGAAUAAGAUUUUGAUCUUUGGGCUGUUUGAGGAGACGGCUCUCGCUGCCUUCCUGUCUUACUGCCCCGGCAUGGACGUGGCCCUGCGGAUGUACCCGCUCAAGCCCAGCUGGUGGUUCUGUGCGUUCCCCUACAGUUUCCUCAUCUUUGUUUACGAUGAGAUCCGGAAACUCAUCCUCCGCCGAAACCCUGGAGGCUGGGUGGAAAAAGAGACGUACUAUUAAUUAUCAGAGCAUCAUUUUCUUCUUACCCCUUCCUUCCCUCUACUCAUCCCUCCCUCUCCCUCUCUCUUUCCCCCGUCCGUCCCUCCAUCUAUCUUUCCUCUGAUCUGAAGUGUUCAAGAAAACUGUUUACUCCUCCUUUCCAUCCCCCAUUCUCAUUUCUGAAGAAGCAUAAAAACAAACGAGGACCAACGACAGAGGAGGAGAGGACGAGGGAGGCCCCGGCUCUGAAGUCCUACCCGUCCUCCCCGUCCCCUCCAUCCCUCUGUCCUCUUUCUUUUCUAUUCAAGGCCUUUACAGCGCGACUCUGCCAGUAACACUGUUUGUGCCGAUGCUGAUUCCAGCUCCAUUCAGAUUCCAGCGUAAAACCGAAUAAAAACACGAUGAAAACGCUCCAUCGCGACAGACACUGCCCAGUUUCAGCUCAGCAAUCACUGCCAUGUCCUGCCACUCGUCCACUUUACCUGUCUCUCUUCUGUCCUUCCUCCUCCCUCCUCUUCCUCUGCCGUCAAUAAAGAAUCAGUUCCACCGUUAAAGUGAACCGCCCACCUCCUCCUCCCUCUCAACUUCUGUCCAUCCUCCCUCCCCGUGUUUUGUUCUGGGCUUUACUUGUUUUUAUUAGAGGAUAGUGUUUUUUAAAGUGUUAGUGUUUCCUCUUUUCUGUUGUUUUUGUUCAGAGCGGGUUUGAAAGCUGCUUGUUUUCAUUUGGACAUGACUAAGCACACGUCUCCUCACACCUCUUUCGUUCCGUGACACACCUUGAACCCCCGUCUUCCCCCCGCCUGCCUACUUGUCCGUCUGCUUGUGAACACUGUGCCAACCCUCCGUCUUUGUAAAACUCCACUUCCUGCCCCCACAAUCUCCCAACCUCCCUCACCCCCCUUGAGAAAAAAAAGUUUAAUCUUUCCGUGUCCGUGGAAAAAGAGAUUUCUCUCCCAAUUUCAUGAUUUAAAUCUGUGGAAAUAAAACAGAAGAAGGCUCUGUACCUUAACCUGCACAACAGCAGCAAAAAAGUGGAAAUGAAAUAAAACAGAAGGAUCUCUCUUUUUCAGCUUGGUCUCAACUUUAUUCUUGUGUCAAGUUGUGUCAGAAGAUGAAAAUAA
Cololabis saira (Pacific saury) is the source of this 4395-nucleotide messenger RNA. It is a transcript of the gene atp1a3a, whose product is annotated as ATPase Na+/K+ transporting subunit alpha 3a. NCBI's taxonomy places the organism in Eukaryota, Metazoa, Chordata, Actinopteri, Beloniformes, Belonidae. Gene Ontology annotation, cellular component: membrane. Gene Ontology annotation, molecular function: P-type sodium:potassium-exchanging transporter activity; ATP binding; ATP hydrolysis activity. Bases 227 to 3295 code for a protein of 1022 amino acids. The transcript is spliced from 24 exons. Gene Ontology annotation, biological process: intracellular sodium ion homeostasis; intracellular potassium ion homeostasis; potassium ion import across plasma membrane. The record is from RefSeq and is a predicted model, not a curated record.